Messenger RNA from Symbiodinium sp. CCMP2592, 300 nucleotides. NCBI's taxonomy places the organism in Eukaryota, Dinophyceae, Suessiales, Symbiodiniaceae. The record is from the annotation of a GenBank genome assembly.
AUGGUCGGAAGUCCCUUGACCCACAAACGUUUCCUUCGCCGCGCGGCCGGGACCUACGGGCCAGCUCCCGUCUUCGGCCGCUUCGGUCCUGGCCAGGUUCCUUUCCGGACUGCAGGCGAUGCCUUGCCCCGCAACCGACAGAGCCCCGAGGAGUUGGGUGUUGACCGCUUGCUACUUUGUGGCGACUCCACUUUUCCGGGCAUUGGUGUGCCUGCCGCUGUAGUCUCGGGCCUCUCCGCGGCUCACACAACGAUGAGUGUGUGGGACCACCUGGAGCUGCUGGGGCGUGCUGGCUACUGA